Messenger RNA from Exophiala mesophila, 2446 nucleotides. RefSeq names its product T-complex protein 1 subunit gamma. Gene Ontology annotation, biological process: protein folding. Gene Ontology annotation, molecular function: ATP-dependent protein folding chaperone; ATP binding; ATP hydrolysis activity. The transcript is spliced from 4 exons. The record is from RefSeq and is a predicted model, not a curated record. Gene Ontology annotation, cellular component: chaperonin-containing T-complex. Bases 264 to 1961 code for a protein of 565 amino acids. Lineage: Eukaryota; Fungi; Ascomycota; Eurotiomycetes; Chaetothyriales; Herpotrichiellaceae.
CAAAAGUUCAAUUGGAUGUGCGGCGUCACUCAAAAGGUGAUCAAUUCAAUUCAAUCUCGAAUUCGACUCAAGACAACUUUACUUCUACAGAAGUCCAAAGACUUAUUACCUUGCUAGUCGCUUUUUUCACCAUCUUGACGCCUCUGCACAUCUCCUCCUCUCUCCCAUACGCACAACCCCCCGCCCUGACCCUGACCACCCACUCGCCGUUUCUCGAACCACUUUCACUUCAACCCAGGCUGCAAGCCUAAAUUUCCGGCAAGAUGCAGGCGCCGGUGGUGGUUAUGAAUACUGGCAAUGGGGAGAGACAAGUUGGAAGAAAGGCUCAAAUCUCAAAUAUCACCGCAGCCAAAACUGUCGCCGAUAUCAUCCGAUCAUGUCUUGGACCAAAAGCCAUGUUGAAAAUGUUGCUCGAUCCCAUGGGUGGCAUUGUGCUUACCAAUGAUGGACACGCCAUCCUCCGAGAAAUCGAAGUCGCCCACCCAGCUGCAAAGAGUAUGAUUGAACUGAGCAGGACUCAAGAUGAAGAAGUCGGUGAUGGAACUACAACUGUCAUCAUUCUAGCCGGUGAAAUGCUAGCCCAAGCCCUCCCUCAGCUCGAACGAAAUAUCCACCCGGUUGUCAUCAUCCAAGCAUUCAAGAAAGCCCUCGCAGACGCCCUCGCCAUCGUCGAAGACAUCUCCGUCCCUGUCGACACCUCCAACGACAAACAAAUGUAUCAAAUCAUCGAAUCAUCCAUUGGAACAAAAACCAGUUCCCGUUUCUCCGACCUCAUGUGUUCCCUCGCCCUCAAGGCCGUCCGAGUGGUUUCUCAAGAUCAAGAGUUCUUCUCCAACGCUCCUCAGACCAAUGGCACCGCCAAACCUACUCCUCCAACCACAACCAUUCAAGCCUCCAAGCCUCCGGAGAUCGAUAUUAAACGCUACGCCCGUGUGGAAAAAGUACCAGGUGGAGAGAUCGAGGAUUCGCGGGUGCUCGAUGGAGUCAUGCUGAAUAAGGACAUCACACACGCAUCUAUGCGGCGACGGAUAGAGAACCCCAGAAUUGUUCUCCUCGACUGCACUCUGGAAUACAAGAAGGGUGAAUCACAGACGAAUGUUGAAAUCGCCGAUGAAGAGUCGUGGAAUCGCAUCCUGCAGAUUGAAGAGGAACAAGUCAAGAAGAUGUGUGAUGCCAUCCUGGCCGUCAAACCCGACCUCGUCAUCACAGAAAAGGGUGUAUCUGAUUUGGCUCAACAUUACUUCGUCAAGGCCGGCGUCACCGCCUUGCGACGGGUGCGGAAAACCGACAAUAACCGUAUUGCUCGAGCAACCGGAGCCACCAUUGUCAACAGAGUAGACGACCUUGUUGAGUCUGACGUGGGCACUGGGGCAGGUCUGUUUGAGAUUGAAAAGAUUGGCGACGAAUAUUUCACCUUUAUCACCAAAUGCAAGAACCCCAAAGCAUGCACCAUCCUGCUCCGCGGUCCAUCCAAGGACAUCCUCAACGAAAUCGAACGAAACCUGCAGGAUGCCAUGUCGGUGGCUCGAAACGUCAUGUUCCACCCACGACUGUCGCCCGGCGGUGGUGCCACCGAAAUGGCCGUAUCAGUGCGGUUAGCCCAAAAGGCCAAAUCCAUCGAAGGCGUGCAGCAAUGGCCAUAUAAAGCCGUGGCUGAAGCUAUGGAAGUCAUUCCCCGUACAUUGAUCCAGAACGCCGGUGCCAGCCCGAUCCGAAUCCUGACCCAAUUACGAGCCAAGCAUACCGAAGGCAAGUCCAGUUUCGGCGUCGAUGGCGACACGGGCAAUGUGGUGGACAUGAAGGAAUACAAGGUCUGGGAACCUCAGGCAGUCAAGAUGCAAAGCAUCAAAACCGCCGUCGAGAGUGCGUGUCUGCUUCUCCGCGUCGACGACAUCUGUGGAGCCAAGAGCGCCAAACAAGUCGGUGGCAGUGGAUUGAGUGGUGGCGGUGGAGAAGAAUGAUCGAACGAAUGAACCACCGUUGAGGAGGUUGUUCCAGGACCACCAGAUAUUGUCCUACUGAUGAUAGAGAGAUCGCAGAAUGUUCUUUUCAGGAACUUUCGAUCUCGACCGGCCUCCCAUGUCCGAAUAUAUACCUAUGUAUGUCAUGUUAUGACCCUGGGUCUCAGGUCUCAAUUCGGUAGAUUCGUCGCAGAUAACAGGAUGAAUCAUCCAAUCAAAGAAUGAAUCGAAGAAGGAAAGAAUGACACCGAAUCCUGGAUUCAACAUGGAUCGGAUCGGACUCUAGGCGAUUGAGCAGGAAGGGAAAGGAAAGGAGAAAAAAGGACAGACAAGGAUCGGAUCCAUCAGUGAUGAACCGAGCUAAGGUACCUACCUACCUAGCCAGCCACGGUACGGUGUCUGGUAACGUUGUAUGGAGAAUUUUGUAUGUUUGAAGAAAGUGGACAAUGAAUGGAUUAGUGGAUAGACGCAACAAUACUUGAAAU